UAUUUUGCUUACGCGCCAAAAACGUCUAUUGCGCGUAUGACCGGGCUGGUACAUACCUACACUUGCGCGCAUUGUGUACUGCUAUCUGUACGCGGCUUGCAGUAAUAGCGCGAGAUAACAGCUGACUUACACACGUUGAGUCUAGACAGACUGUGUAUAUACGUGUAGUGAAAGCUGUAUAGUGUUUAUAGUAGUAAGUGUAUAGAAGUGUUUAGAAGAGUGUAUACAAGUAAAAGAAGAAUAUAUUAUAAAAGUGAUGGGAAGAAAAUACGACAAAACACAUUUGCCUCUCACUCGCCGCAGGAUGUCGCGAAAGAAAGGAUGGAUGAAAAGGCGACAGUUACUUAUCAGUGAGAAGACAAAGCAAGACGUAAAAAACUUGUCGGAGAUGUGUCAAAUUGAUACUAGCGAAUCCGUCGAUUUAAACAAAUCGGAAGAAUUAUUUCCCGAUACGACGAAUUCAAAUAUCAAAACAAUGCAGUGUCUCGAGUCAAAUACAUGCAUGUAUGUCGAACAAGAUAUUCGUCUUUUCGACGAUAACGAAAAGUUAAUUGACUCGAGAAGCGUUGAGGAUACUAGCGAAUCCGUCGAAUCGGAAGAAUUAUUUCCCGAUACGACGGAUUCGAAAAUCCAAUCAAUGCUGUAUCAGAAGUCAAAUACAGCUAUGUAUUCUGUAAAGCAAAAUGUUAAACUUGGCAUAGAUAAAUGUUUCGAAAGCAUGUAUAUUAAUGAUUCCAAUGACUCCAAAAGCAUGCAUUAUGAUAAAUCCAUUGAUUUUGAAAAAUCGGUAGAAUCAUUUACCGAUACAAUGGAUUCUAAUAUUCAAGUAAUGCGAUGUCUAGAGUCAAAUACAGAUAUAUGCAAUGUAGAAAAUGGUGUCGAAGAUGACAAAUAUUAUGUUAUAGAAAAAAUUAAAAAGAGCUCUAUUGAUAAAGAUGAUAUCAAAGAAAAUUUGCCUGCAGGCCGUCGCAUUAUGGACUUCUCUUUUAUAUGGACUGAGCUGCACAGAAUCUUUGACAGACAUAAUAAAGCACUGGACUGCUCGUCAAUUGAAAAUUUGUUACUUAUAAAGUCUGAAAAAUGUGGGUUGAAAACCCAGCUGUUCUUCCAAUGUAAAAUGUGCAAAACAAAAGCCAGCAUUUGGUCAGAACCCACAAAACCGGAAAUAAUGGACAUUAAUACGGCUGCUGUAGCAGGAACACUUACUGUGGGAACUGUUAUGCCCAGCUGGAAAAGCAGCUUGCAGUCAUGA
This is a messenger RNA of Nylanderia fulva, 1252 nucleotides long. The record is from RefSeq and is a predicted model, not a curated record. Lineage: Eukaryota; Metazoa; Arthropoda; Insecta; Hymenoptera; Formicidae.